Chara braunii is the source of this 7386-nucleotide messenger RNA. The record is from the annotation of a GenBank genome assembly. Lineage: Eukaryota; Viridiplantae; Streptophyta; Charophyceae; Charales; Characeae.
GUGCGCAGCAAUGGUGGACACCGGGGCAGAGAUGAACAUUAUUCGGGAGGCGGACGCGAUCAAAUUCGGGCUGGAUAUAGACCGUUCUGACUGCAGUAUUCUGCAUGGAGCCAGUUGUAAGGCCAUGUUUUGGGGGACAGCCUCGAAUGUGCUGGUCGAGGUUGGAAAGGUGAAGGCCAGGGCAUGCUUCUUCAUAAUGCCAGACGUGGACCAUGAAAUCCUCUUGGGGAGGUCAUUCCUAAGCAGGACAGAGACCGUGAUGUUCAACAAACAUGAUGGGACGUUGAUCCUCCUCUUAUGCGAUCCUGCCGGCAGGAAUUAUGAAAUAAUUACCUGCAGGAACACUGAGCCAAGGAGUAUAAGGAACCGGCCCAAUCUAGGAUCAUUCACAAUCGAGGAGUCGAAAGGGGAGCGCAGGAGGCUCUGGGCAGAGCCCGAAGCAGGAGAGAGGGUGGAAGUAUUUUCCCUCAGCCUGUCAGAUGUUGGGAAGGCCAUGGACCUGGUGGCCGCGCAUGAGAUGGCAGAUCCGGAUGCCAUUCAGGCCUUGAGGGAACAAGUUCUGGAAUGCCCUGAGGCAGGAAGGUUGGAAUUGGUAUAUCGGCUCCCAGGCAGUGGAGGGAACCCCGCAUCAGCGCAAACACAAUCCGAAGGGGAGGCGGUGGAGAAUACGACCCCAGUUGAUGGAUUUCUGGAUCAGGAAGAAGAUGUUCGUCUUCAUAUCAACAAAUGGUCGCCGCGAGUGCCCAGCUGUGUAGGCUAUCCUAUCUGGCAAGCGCCAAAGGGGUAUGAAAGGAGGAAUGAGCUAGUCCUUAAGCCCUUUGAGGAAGAAGAUCCCCAGGGCGGUAAGGUUGUUCAGUGGAUGAUGGAGCUAGCGCUGGCCAGCUCGCAUAGCCUGGUGGAGGACAUGAGAACGAUUGAGGAAGGACCUGGCCAGGUAGAACGGCAUGAGGACCUGAUGGGAGGAAUGGAUGCAAGCGAUAGGGCUCAGAGGAUGCUGCAGCGCUACUUAGUGCGAGACGGCCACCUUUUCGUGAGAAGAGAAGUGGGGAAUCCUAGGAGGGUCGUCUGCGGUAGGAAUCGUCAGAUCGACGUCGUAGCAGCACUACACGAUGGCAUUGCAGGAGGGCAUCGAUGGGUACAAGCCACGUAUGCCAAGAUAAGUGAGCUGUAUUACUGGGAUGGAAUGAUGGACAUGGUCGGAAAAUUCUGUCGAUCCUGCGUGCCCUGCCAGGAGAGAUCUCGUUUAAGGCAGGGAGAGCCGCUGCAUCCAAGGUUAGAGCGAGAGGUAGGGGCCGUAGUGCAUCUUGAUCUGCUUUUUAUGCCGCUUGGGGAUCAGGGCUAUAACUAUAUCUUCGAUGCGCGCGAUAACUUGUCUGGGUUCGUAGACGGGCGUGCUAUUCGCACCAAGAUCGGGUUAGUCUUAGUGAGCUGCAUCGAGGAAUAUUACCUGCGUUACCCUUUCGUCUGGGAAUUCGUAAUGGAUAGGGGAUCGGAGUUUACCUGCCAGGAGGUGCAAGAAUUGUUAUCAAGGUCUAACUUUACGAAGACAGUCAUGCCAAGAGGAGGGAGGGGGACACGGCUGCCUCGGAGGCCGUUGGGAGCAUCAGGAGGAUAUGAGCGACAUGGGCCUCGCCAUCAAGAGAGUACUCCAGUAUACGAUGAUAGGGACACCGAGCUAUUCCUGGACAACUUUUGGGAUCAUGCGAGGCGUAUGGGUUGGACCGUGGCCCAAGCAAUCGAGGGACUGAGGGGAGUCGGCAGAUUCGAGGAGCCUGUCGCGCGGAUCCGUAGAGAGGCGACGACGAGAUCAGAGGUGGAGUGGAGGAUGCAGGAACUGCGACCCUCGCCUGUGGGACCAGAUGGCAGGCCGAUCCGUCUAGAGAUCGAAAACGUGGCAGACUUCAUCCCUGCUUUCGAGUGGUUCAUGCAGGGGCAGGGUAUACCGAGAGAUGAGUGGGCGAGGACGCUACCACUCUGGACCAGGAAGGCGGAAAGGCCACUGGCUAGCCAAAUCAGAGACAUGGCCCGGGACUGGGAAAGCUGCAGGGCACAUCUAAGAGAGGCCUUUCGACGGCCAAAGUCCCCCCACCCCAGAGCCGAGAGACGUCAGAGGAGUCAGCGGUCGAGGGACCCUGAGCCCAGGGAGGUGAGACCGUCUCGGGGAGGACGGAAGGCCCUAGCCAAGAGAGAGGAGGAGUCGGAGCGGGAGCCAGAGGUUGAAGAGCGAGGGGCAUACCCUGAGUGUGGGUUGGGACCAGUGGAGUUCAAUCGUUUUACUGAGGGUGGAUUGAGGAGGUCGCCAGCACACCCACGGGAGGAGCCGCCAGUGUCUGAAGGGCCGUUGAGAGAGUUAGAGACGCAUCUGGAUAUCUCUCAUUGGAGAGCGUCGCCUCAGGAUGAGAAGCAUGAAGAGCAAGUAGAAGGGGUGCCACGAGAGGAGGUACCACAAGAGGAGGUGCCACGAGAGGAGGUGCCACGUGAGGAGGUACCACGAGAGGAGGUGCCACGAGAGGAGGCGCAGGGGGAGGAAGUGGUAGAGGUUGGGGAGGACACACCCCCACAGGCGCCAGCAAUGGGUUUGAGACUCGGGGAUGCUCCAGGGAGCGCUCGUCAGGUAGAGGAGAGAUUGCGGAGAGAGGAGGCUCCACUUCCUUCAUCAGAGAGGGGUCCAUCGCCAGAGGGGAGAGCCGGCAAGAGGAGAGAAAGGGCAGUUGUAAGGAGGGAAGCCUUGACCCUGAUUGAUAGGCACCUAGCAGCUUAUGCCCUAGAGCAUCCAGACCUGGAGGAGCCGGCACCUGCAGGGCUGCGCCGGGAGCCGUACCAACCCGAGAAGGAGAUGGAAGCAGAAAUCCCGAAGAGGGUCGACCUCCACACGAGGGAAAGGGCGCCAGCCGGAAAGACAGUUGAAGAAAAAAGAGCAAGAAGAACUAGAUUGAUAGAUGAGAUAUGGCAGGAGAGGCAGAGGUUGGAGGCAGCGGGGGAGCUUCCGGAGCAGCAACAGGAGAGGCAGAGAUUGGAAGCAGCAGGAGCACUCCCAGGUCAGCCACCCAGCGCGCCAGCUAGGGCCCCGGAGAUUCCUGAGAUGUGGAGAGACUUCUGGAAGCAGAGAGGAAAGGAACUUCCAUCGCCAGUCAGAGUCGGGUUUGGGGUGGCCAGGAAGGCGWAAGAGAGGUUAGAUCGUAAAAUCAAGUUCCUGRCCAAKACCACUUUUGACCGGCACUUGUUAUUGGAGGGCGAUCUGACAGGGAAGAAGAUGAAGGAAGCAAGCCAUGGAGUACGCCUGGAGGCUAUGGAAGUGGAAAUUCAGGAACUCAGGGCCUUGGUGGUCAGCCAGGCAGCUAUCAUCGAGAGCCUGAGGCAGCAAACCCAGGGAAGGGUGGACAGGCCAGAGAGCAGCAGGCAGGGAGAGCAGAGGCAGUCAGGACAGGGAUUGCCAGGACAGCCAUCUGCAGCAGAGCCUCGCCAGGAGCCACCUAUGGGGAGAGCUAUCAUGGAGCCAGAGGAGGCGAGAGCCCAGAGACAGGCAGAGAGAGAGGCGUUCGAGUUUAGAGCCCCUACUGAGCUCGCGACGCUGCCAGUGGCGGCGACAGGCCCAGUCGUACCUUUGGCAGUAGAGGAGGGGCUGCCACCAUCUAGCAGUGAGCCGGCUCAAGGCUCGGCAGAGGGAUCCAUGGGCGUGCUCCUUGAGGCGGUGCAUACUAUGCAGGAGGAGUUGCAACGCAUCCUUCAGUAUGUCCUCCACGGCUACCAUCAGGAGGUGAAGAAACUCAUAGAUGCGGCUGAAGGUAGCUGGGAGAGGUUCAAGGAGGAGAUGCAGAGGAAAUACCACCUAGGAGACGGGUUGUUGACUACCACGGACCUUGAAGCGAUGAACAAAGAGGAUUUUACGACUAUAGGGGCCUUUGUUCAAGAAUUUAAGAAGAGGGCACGGAAGGUCCAUGGGAUUUCGGAGGAAGCACAGUGCGCCAUCUUCCUGGGGCGACUCAUAGCAUCGGAGGCCAUCGAGUUGACGAGACAUGGAGGAGGUAGCACUAAGCUCACCUCGGCCACCAUUGACAGAGGGGUGGAAGUUGGGUGUUUGGACCAUGUGGAACAACGUCAGGUACGCCUGCAAAGGCAGAAGAGAAAGGAAAGAGAUGCGACCGCUUCUGGGACCCCGGGAGUAACAAGGAUUGUUACAGACGUAUUGACACAGCUAGGGUAUGCGACAGAGCCGGUGGUGCAAAGGAGGGUGGUGACGGAUGUUAAAGUAAAAGGAAAAAAGCCAGUGAUAGAGGAGGCUGGUCAGGAGGAGCUCUGGGAAGAGGAAGAGCCGGUGCCGCAGCACCUUACGAAGGUCCAGCGCAAACGCUACUUAGUGCGAGACGGCCACCUUUUCGUGAGAAGAGAAGUGGGGAAUCCCAGGAGGGUCGUCUGCGGUAGGAAUCGUCAGAUCGACGUCGUAGCAGCACUACACGAUGGCAUUGCAGGAGGGCAUCGAUGGGUACAAGCCACGUAUGCCAAGAUAAGUGAGCUGUAUUACUGGGAUGGAAUGAUGGACAUGGUCGGAAAAUUCUGUCGAUCCUGCGUGCCCUGCCAGGAGAGAUCUCGUUUAAGGCAGGGAGAGCCGCUGCAUCCAAGGUUAGAGCGAGAGGUAGGGGCCGUAGUGCAUCUUGAUCUGCUUUUUAUGCCGCUUGGGGAUCAGGGCUAUAACUAUAUCUUCGAUGCGCGCGAUAACUUGUCUGGGUUCGUAGACGGGCGUGCUAUUCGCACCAAGAUCGGGUUAGUCUUAGUGAGCUGCAUCGAGGAAUAUUACCUGCGUUACCCUUUCGUCUGGGAAUUCGUAAUGGAUAGGGGAUCGGAGUUUACCUGCCAGGAGGUGCAAGAAUUGUUAUCAAGGUCUAACUUUACGAAGACAGUCAUGCCAAGAGGAGGGAGGGGGACACGGCUGCCUCGGAGGCCGUUGGGAGCAUCAGGAGGAUAUGAGCGACAUGGGCCUCGCCAUCAAGAGAGUACUCCAGUAUACGAUGAUAGGGACACCGAGCUAUUCCUGGACAACUUUUGGGAUCAUGCGAGGCGUAUGGGUUGGACCGUGGCCCAAGCAAUCGAGGGACUGAGGGGAGUCGGCAGAUUCGAGGAGCCUGUCGCGCGGAUCCGUAGAGAGGCGACGACGAGAUCAGAGGUGGAGUGGAGGAUGCAGGAACUGCGACCCUCGCCUGUGGGACCAGAUGGCAGGCCGAUCCGUCCAGAGAUCGAAAACGUGGCAGACUUCAUCCCUGCUUUCGAGUGGUUCAUGCAGGGGCAGGGUAUACCAAGAGAUGAGUGGGCGAGGACGCUACCACUCUGGACCAGGAAGGCAGAAAGGUCACUGGCUAGCCAAAUCAGAGACAUGGCCCGGGACUGGGAAAGCUGCAGGGCACAUCUAAGAGAGGCCUUUCGACGGCCAGAGUCCCCCCACCCCAGAGUUGAGAGACGUCAGAGGUCGAGGGACCCUGAGCCCAGGGAGGUGAGACCGUCUCGGGGAGGACGGAAGGCCCUAGCCAAGAGAGAGAAGGAGUCGGAGCGGGAGCCAGAGGUUGAAGAGCGAGGGGCAUACCCUGAGUGUGGGUUGGGACCAGUGAAGUUCCAUCGUUUUACUGAGGGUGAAUUGAGAAGGUCACCAGCACACACACGGGAGGAACCGCCAGUGUCUGAAGGGCCGUUGAGAGAGUUAGAGACGCAUCUGGAUAUCUCUCAGUGGAGAGCGUCGCCUCAGGAUGCGAAGCAUGAAGAGCAAGCAGAAGGAGUGCCACGAGAGGAGGUACCACAAGAGGAGGUGCCACGAGAGGAGGUGCCACGUGAGGAGCCACGUGAGGAGGUGCCACGAGAGGAGGCGCAGGGUACUCAGCAAGAGAGCAGGCUAGGCGAAAUGGGGAGACGUGCAGGGGAGGAAGUGGUAGAGGUUGGGGAGGACACACCCCCACAGGCGCCAGCAAUGGGUUUGAGACUCGGGGAUGCUCCAGGGAGCGCUCGUCAGGUAGAGGAGAGAUUGCGGAGAGAGGAGGCUCCACUUCCUUCAUCAGAGAGGGGUCCAUCGCCAGAGGGGAGAGCCGGCAAGAGGAGAGAAAGGGCAGUUGUAAGGAGGGAAGCCUUGACCCUGAUUGAUAGGCACCUAGCAGCUUAUGCCCUAGAGCAUCCAGACCUGGAGGAGCCGGCACCUGCAGGGCUGCGCCGGGAGCCGUACCAACCCGAGAAGGAGAUGGAAGCAGAAAUCCCGAAGAGGGUCGACCUCCACACGAGGGAAAGGGCGCCAGCCGGAAAGACAGUUGAAGAAAAAAGAGCAAGAAGAACUAGAUUGAUAGAUGAGAUAUGGCAGGAGAGGCAGAGGUUGGAGGCAGCGGGGGAGCUUCCGGAGCAGCAACAGGAGAGGCAGAGAUUGGAAGCAGCAGGAGCACUCCCAGGUCAGCCACCCAGCGCGCCAGCUAGGGCCCCGGAGAUUCCUGAGAUGUGGAGAGACUUCUGGAAGCAGAGAGGAAAGGAACUUCCAUCGCCAGUCAGAGUCGGGUUUGGGGUGGCCAGGAAGGCGAAAGAGAGGUUAGAUCGUAAAAUCAAGUUCCUGACCAAUACCACUUUUGACCGGCACUUGUUAUUGGAGGGCGAUCUGACAGGGAAGAAGAUGAAGGAAGCAAGCCAUGGAGUACGCCUGGAGGCUAUGGAAGUGGAAAUUCAGGAACUCAGGGCCUUGGUGGYCAGCCAGGCAGCUAUCAUCGAGAGCCUGAGGCAGCAAACCCAGGGAAGGGUGGACAGGCCAGAGAGCAGCAGGCAGGGAGAGCAGAGGCAGUCAGGACAGGGAUUGCCAGGACAGUCAUCUGCAGCAGAGCCUCGCCAGGAGCCACCUAUGGGGAGAGCUAUCCUGGAGCCAGAGGAGGCGAGAGCCCAGAGACAGGCAGAGAGAGAGACGUUCGAGUUUAAAGCCCCUACUGAGCUCGCGACGCUGCCAGUGGCGGCUACAGGCCCAGUCGUACCUUUGGCAGUAGAGGAGGGGUUGCCACCAUCUAGCAGUGAGCUGGCUCAGGGCUCGGCAGAGGGAUCCAUGGGCGUGCUCCUUGAGGCGGUGCAUACUAUGCAGGAGGAGGUGAGUUUGUUUUCACCUGAGCAGAGGAUAGAGGAGCCUCUUGAGAGAGAGAUAGGGAUUGAGGCGGAGAGUGCCAUCGAGAACAGGCUCCAGAGGAUGGGCACACCUGAGUAUGGACCAGAGGAGAUUGAGGAGCAGCCCAUGGCAGUGCCAGGAGAGACACUCGAGAGGAGGCCUCAGAGGUUGGACACGCCUGAGUACGUCCCAACGACAGGGGAUUUGAGGAGCAGCCUGGGAUCUUGGGCUACUUAAUCUGGGUCUGGGGGACCAGUUCCUGGGGCAGAGCAACAAGA